Emiliania huxleyi CCMP1516 is the source of this 2966-nucleotide messenger RNA. RefSeq lists its product as hypothetical. Gene Ontology annotation, biological process: protein retention in Golgi apparatus; protein targeting to vacuole. Gene Ontology annotation, cellular component: extrinsic component of membrane. Lineage: Eukaryota; Haptophyta; Isochrysidales; Noelaerhabdaceae. The coding region runs from base 200 to 2881 and encodes 893 amino acids. The record is from RefSeq and is a predicted model, not a curated record. The transcript is spliced from 18 exons.
CGAGAAGGCCCUCGCGCGCCGCCUCGGCCAGGACGUGGUGCGACACAGCAGCGCCGGCGAGCCGCCCCAGCUGCCAGGCGACUCGCCGUCCGCCCUCCCGCUGCCGCACACCGCGCACGCCGCAGCUUGGACGCAUGGGCGCGGCCCGCGCCACGCCGAGCGCUGGACUACCGCGACGGCAGACGGCGCCCCUGCGGUGAUGCAGAGGGCCGGGGGCGGGAGGGAAGAGGAGCUGCCGCCGCCCUCCUCCCCGCCUCCCUCCUCCCCGCCGCCCGCCGCCCACCCCGCGGGCUUCAGCGUCGGCGCGGCGGCCACCGGCCGGGUCCUCAUGCUCGGGAUGCCGCGCGAGUUCUUCGGCGGUCGCGUCUGGGUGCGGGUGGCGCACGGCGCGUGGUCCGAGGGAGUGCACCUCCCCUCCCUCUCCAAGCGCGACGGCGCCGCCCUGCGCGCGGAGCUGCGCCGCGGCUCGAGCGCCGCCAGCGAGGAGCGGGCCUCCGGCGACGGCUCCUCCGCCCCGCCGUCUGGCCGCGCGUCCACGCGCCAGAGCCAGGGCGGGCGGACGGAGCUCAUCGAGGUUGCGCACCGGACAGUUGGCUCGCGCGUGCCGCCGCUGCUGCUGCGCUCCGGCUCGCGCUGCGCGUGGCACUGGCCGGUGCCGCGCUUGGCACGCGAGUCGAUGCUGUCUGCGUGCGUGCAGGGCGGGGGGUUCGGCCGCUGGUCCGCCGCCUUUUGCGUGCACGAGGGGGGCGACUACUUCGUGCGCGUCGACGCCCUCGCCGGCGGCGGCAUCCCCCACAUGCUGCGCGCGGCCGUGCGGCUCGACGCGCCACCCUUCCGGCUGACGAACCGGCUGUCGGUGCCGCUCCUCAUCUCGCAGCAGGGGGUGCCCGGGCUGAUGACGCACGUGCCUCCCGGUUCCGGGACGCCCUACAUCCUCGACGCCCCCUCGCUGCCGCCGCUGAUGUGCCUGCGCGUGCCCGACCUCGCCGGGGGCGGCCUGGUCGCGACGGUCGACCUGUCGCGGCUCGGAGAGCAGACGCGCAUCGAGCUCGCCGACGGCCGAUCCCUCUGGUGCCUCGUGCAGCCAGAGGGCGUCACCCGCUCCCUCCUCCUCGCCGAGGCGCCGCUGCUGCCAAACGGCGCGGCGAGCCGGCGGCCGAGGGCGGGCGAGCGCGCGGCGAGUUUGGUCGAGGGCGAGCGCCAGCCGGCGCCGAGUGUGCAGCGCACGGCCUCCCCUUGGGCCAGGCUCGGCGUCUCUCUCGUCAACCGGCAGCCGCAGGAGCUGCUCUUCCUCUCGGCGCAGCAGCUGCGGGUCUGCGCCGCGCUCACGGUCGCCGCCGUCUCGCUCGACGCCUCCCUCCGCUCGCUGCAGCUCGACAACCAGCUCGAGAAGACGAGCUACCCGGUGCUGCUGCGCGCGAGCCCUCGGCCCGGCGUGGCGGCGCCGGCAGUCCUCGAGCUCAGCUCGGUCAAGCUGCGCCACUGCUCGGACCUGCACUACUACCGCAGCUGCGAGGUCCGCGCCGCACCCCUCGACCUGGCGCUCGACCUGCGCGCCCUCCUCGCCGCCGGCGAGGUUGCGCUGCGCCUCUCCUCCCUCGCGAGCCCUCCGCCUCCGCCGCGCGCAAAGCCGACGCCAAUCGCCUCGCUCAAGACGCUCGUCACCGCGCUCGUCGCCGCGCUGCAGCCCGCCGGCGCGGCCCCUCCCGCGUGGGCGGUGGCGCUGCUGAGCGCCCUCGGCGCGGCGGUCGCCUCGGUCGACCUCGCGCGCCUCACCUUCGCCGCGCUCGUGCUGCGCGACGCCCUCGACGAGCUGCCCCGCCUGCUCGGCCGCAUCGGCAAGCACUACAGUAUUCAGGCGUCGCAGGCGCUGCUGCGCGUGGCCGGCGAUCUCGACGCUCUCGGGUCGCCCAUCGCCGUCCUCGCCGGCAUCGGCUCGGGGCUGCGCGACUUCGUCCAGGAGCCGGCCCGCUGCCUGCUCGAGCGGCGGGGGAACGAGCUGCAUCUCGCCGUCGCGAGGGGCACCUCCUCCCUCCUCCGCAACACGCUCGCUAGCACGGCGCUAGCGACGGCAAAGGUCUCGGGCACCCUCGGCCACGGCCUCGCGGCCCUCACUCUCGACGACGACUUCGUGCGGCGGCGGGCGGCGCGGCGGGCGGCGCAGCGGCCGGCCUCUCUGGCCGAGGGGCUCCGCGACGGGGCAAGCAAUCUGCGAGCCUCAGUGGAGGACGGCGCCUCUGGCCUGGCGAGCCCAGUCCGCGACCUGCGCGACGGAGGCUCGGUGGGGCGGGCGCUCGUCGGGGCGGCGCAGGGCGUCGUGAGCGCGGCGCUCAAGCCGGCGUCCGGCGUCCUCGACAUGGUCGAGAUGAUGUGCUCCACCAGUGCCACCGCCGCCGUCUCGGGCCCCGCAGUGCAUUCGGCCUCGGUGCGGCCGCGCGCGAGGCCGCCCCGCGCGCUCGCAUCGGACGCCGCGCUGCAGCCGUACGACCAAUCGGUCCGGGGCGGGCAGGAGCUGCUGCAGCGGGUGGAGGCCGGCGCCUACCGCGGCGAGCUGCUCCUCGAGCACGUGGGGUUGGGCCCGCGCACGCUGAUAUGCACCGACGCUCGCGCGCUGCUCGUGCGCAGCGGCUCCUUGGACCUCUCUUGGCAGGCGCCGUGGCAGCAGCUGCGUGGCGUGGAGCUGCAGCCGGCGCGGCACGUGGUGAGGCUGCAGCUGGAUACGCGCCAAUCUCAGAAGAUCGAAUGCGGCUCCGCCGGCGCCACCAAGCUCGUGUACGCCACCGUCAUGCGGAUGCGCGCGCGAUAUGCUGAGGCGCUCGUCGCGGGCGCGCUGGCCGGCCGCACGCAGGAGCAACGGCAGCUGCAGGCGGCCACAGCGUGACCUUGAGUCAGUGGUGGUGUGCGCGGCGCUAGUGUGCUAGAAGGUGCGUUUGUACGCACGCUCACAAUACAGAAUUGGAACAAUC